Messenger RNA from Homo sapiens (human), 5251 nucleotides. RefSeq names its product L3MBTL histone methyl-lysine binding protein 1 (gene L3MBTL1). The record is from RefSeq and is marked reviewed. Bases 77 to 2542 code for a protein of 821 amino acids. The transcript has 21 exons. NCBI's taxonomy places the organism in Eukaryota, Metazoa, Chordata, Mammalia, Primates, Hominidae. Gene Ontology annotation, cellular component: nucleus. Gene Ontology annotation, biological process: regulation of DNA-templated transcription. Gene Ontology annotation, molecular function: zinc ion binding.
GGCUCGGACCGUAGCUAGGCGCUGGGCGGCCACCGGCUGGCCAGGCAGGCCUGCCAGGAUGGAGGGGCAUGCUGGGAUGGAGGGGCAUGCUGAAAUGGAGAUGCUGAGGACACUGAAGGGGCCUUCCACAGGGGAGGUCAGCAUGCACUUGGUGGCCGGAGACAGCCCCGGUUCUGGUCCUCACCUGCCCGCAACUGCCUUCAUCAUUCCAGCCAGUUCGGCCACCCUCGGCCUGCCCAGCAGUGCCCUGGAUGUGUCUUGCUUUCCCCGGGAGCCAAUCCAUGUGGGUGCCCCGGAGCAAGUGGCCGGCUGCGAACCAGUUUCUGCCACCGUCCUGCCGCAGCUUAGCGCCGGGCCGGCCAGCUCCAGCACCAGCACAGUGCGGCUUCUGGAAUGGACAGAGGCCGCGGCCCCGCCCCCAGGGGGCGGCCUGCGGUUCCGGAUAAGCGAGUAUAAGCCGCUGAACAUGGCGGGAGUGGAGCAGCCCCCGAGCCCCGAGCUGCGGCAGGAAGGCGUGACCGAAUACGAAGAUGGCGGGGCCCCGGCGGGAGAUGGCGAGGCGGGCCCCCAACAGGCGGAGGACCACCCCCAGAAUCCUCCAGAAGAUCCCAAUCAGGACCCCCCAGAGGAUGAUAGCACCUGUCAGUGCCAGGCGUGCGGGCCUCACCAAGCCGCGGGUCCAGAUCUUGGUUCCUCUAAUGAUGGCUGCCCUCAGCUGUUCCAGGAGCGGUCAGUCAUAGUGGAGAACUCCUCAGGCUCUACCAGCGCUUCUGAGCUCCUCAAACCCAUGAAGAAGAGGAAGCGCAGGGAAUACCAGAGCCCAUCAGAGGAGGAGUCGGAGCCAGAGGCCAUGGAGAAGCAAGAAGAAGGAAAGGACCCAGAGGGACAACCCACUGCUAGCACCCCAGAGAGUGAGGAGUGGAGCAGCAGCCAGCCUGCAACAGGUGAGAAGAAGGAAUGCUGGUCGUGGGAGUCCUACCUAGAGGAGCAGAAGGCCAUUACUGCUCCAGUCAGCCUCUUCCAGGACUCCCAGGCAGUCACUCACAACAAGAAUGGCUUCAAACUGGGCAUGAAGUUGGAAGGCAUUGACCCUCAACACCCGUCCAUGUACUUCAUCCUCACCGUGGCUGAGGUAUGUGGCUAUCGCCUACGCCUGCACUUUGAUGGGUAUUCUGAGUGCCAUGACUUCUGGGUCAAUGCCAACUCCCCUGACAUUCACCCUGCUGGCUGGUUCGAGAAGACGGGCCACAAGCUGCAGCCUCCCAAAGGUUACAAGGAGGAGGAGUUCAGCUGGAGCCAGUACCUGCGCAGCACAAGAGCUCAGGCUGCCCCCAAGCACCUGUUUGUGAGCCAGAGCCACAGUCCCCCACCCCUGGGCUUCCAGGUGGGCAUGAAGCUGGAGGCUGUUGACCGCAUGAACCCGUCCCUUGUCUGCGUGGCCAGUGUGACCGAUGUGGUGGACAGCCGCUUCCUGGUGCACUUUGACAACUGGGAUGAUACUUAUGACUACUGGUGUGAUCCCAGCAGCCCCUACAUCCACCCAGUGGGCUGGUGCCAGAAGCAAGGAAAGCCCCUCACCCCUCCACAAGACUACCCAGACCCUGAUAACUUCUGUUGGGAGAAAUAUCUGGAAGAAACUGGGGCCUCUGCUGUCCCCACCUGGGCCUUCAAGGUGCGACCCCCUCACAGCUUCCUGGUCAAUAUGAAGCUGGAGGCUGUGGACCGCAGGAACCCAGCCCUGAUUCGCGUGGCCAGCGUGGAGGAUGUGGAGGACCAUCGGAUAAAGAUCCACUUUGAUGGCUGGAGUCAUGGCUAUGAUUUCUGGAUCGACGCUGACCACCCAGACAUCCACCCUGCCGGCUGGUGCUCCAAGACAGGACAUCCCCUGCAGCCUCCUCUCGGACCCAGAGAGCCCAGCUCUGCCUCCCCUGGGGGCUGUCCCCCUCUCAGCUAUAGGAGCCUGCCCCACACUAGGACCUCCAAAUACAGCUUUCACCACCGGAAGUGCCCCACUCCUGGUUGCGACGGCUCUGGCCAUGUCACAGGCAAGUUCACAGCUCACCAUUGCCUCUCAGGCUGCCCACUGGCUGAGAGGAACCAGAGCCGGCUGAAAGCGGAGCUGUCUGACUCGGAGGCCUCAGCCCGCAAGAAGAACCUCUCAGGCUUCUCCCCAAGGAAGAAGCCUCGCCAUCACGGCCGAAUUGGACGCCCUCCGAAGUAUCGAAAGAUUCCGCAGGAAGAUUUCCAGACCCUCACGCCCGAUGUCGUGCACCAGUCCCUCUUCAUGUCAGCCCUGUCGGCCCACCCUGACCGCUCACUCUCAGUGUGCUGGGAGCAGCACUGCAAGCUCCUGCCAGGAGUAGCGGGCAUCUCAGCCUCGACAGUCGCCAAGUGGACCAUCGAUGAGAUGAUUGACGGCGAGGCCUUCCUUUUGCUGACACAGGCGGACAUUGUGAAGAUCAUGAGCGUCAAGCUGGGCCCAGCCUUGAAGAUCUAUAACGCCAUUCUCAUGUUCAAAAACGCUGAUGACACCUUAAAGUGACUGGCCCAGGGCUGGGCCCUCCUGCAGCCCCUGCUUGGCCUCCCUCUCCAGCUGAUGCUUUCUUCCUGACCUGAAUUCCUCAUACCCCACACGUCCCCAUGCUCCACCUAUAUCUGACCAGGCUGGUCCUUCUUAGAGGGUGCAUGGGAGCUGAGGAGCCCUGGGGAGGGUAGGCACCCAGCCCCAAGUCCUAGAGCUCAUUCGUCACCAGGCAUGUUGGUGAGGGCGUGACUGGCAGGGGCAUUACUCAUGGAGUCAGUUGGACUGUGGCAGCCCCCACAGCCCCAGUGGACUUUUAUUGUAUUACCAAAGGGUCUUUUUCUUGGCAGUGGAGGAGAGACUAGUAGAGCAGCAGUCCUUCAAUCUGAGGCCCCUUUCCCUUUUUUGGUAUCUCUGUGUACUUUUCUCUCCUUGGCUCCUUUCCUCCUGCCAAGAAGUGACCCCACCACAAAUGUAUUUACUCCUGGAGGUACCUCCUCUCUUUCUGUCUGCUGGUUUUGCUGCCCUCAUUCUGCUGCUUCGUUUCCUGGGCAGUGCCCCCAGCCAGACCCCACUGGCUCUUCCCCCUGAGAUAUGUGAACCUCGGAAACAUGUUUUCCUAAGAUCCCUUGGAAGUCUCUAGCUGCCUUUCUCUCUUUUGCCCAGAAUUGAGAGAUUUUGAGCCAAGAUGCCUUCCUGAACUUACCCAGUUCUGGACCAGUUGGCAUUUUAGUGUCCCACGCCAAGUCCAAGUUUCAGCAGAAUGAGCAGGUGGUUUGAGCCUGUUUUAUAGAUGGCAGAGGUUGAGGUUCCACUGCUGUUUUCCAUACACCCUUCAUGUGUUGAGUCUGGGAAGGAGUAAGCCUAGCCUGCCAGUAGCCUAGGUUAGGAGACCAGCAUAAGGAUUUGUUAGACAAUCUCGGGUCUUUGGCCAGAGGGGCAGCUCCAGCAGGCAUAGUGGUGCCUGAAGUUAGGAAUACUGUACUCUCUGUAGCUUUGGACCUCAGCCAAGGUAUUGCCCAUGGGGUGAUGGCUCCAGGCCUGCCAGGCCUUCUGCCAUGAGAAUGUAGCACUCUGUGUAGCACACACCCCCAUGACAUCAUUUAACCUGUCCCUUAAAUGUUGACCAUUAGCUCUUGCAGCGUCUUACAAAGACGACUUGAAGUUGGGAGUUAGGAAGGUGAACUUUUCUAUCUGAAUUCUCCGGGUCCCUGAAGCCCUCCUUGCCGCUCUCCAUCUGUCUUGCACUGCCAGCUGGGUCCCUGCUGGGGCUCUGGGACUUCCACUUCUCAGUCCACAUAGGAACCCAGCUUCCACUGAGUCACUGCCAAACCUGCCUCCCAGCCUGGGUGGGAAGGGGGAGAGCCACUGGUAGGAGCCAGCCCCACAUGGAGGUGAGGAGCCACUGCCAACCUCCCGUGUCCAGGUGCUGAUGUGGGCCUGCGGAGUGUGGGGCUGGUGCCUUCACCCAGACCCCUUCAAUCAUGUGAUGUGUGUGUGUGUGCAUGUGUGUGUGUGUGUGUGUGUGUGGCACUCUCAGAAGUGUUUGACAGGGUGCAGAUGUGAGGCUUAGUGUUGGGAAAAUGCCAAGGGCUAUUAUCAUUAAAAUUUGAAGCUUUAUUUUUCCCUUAGAAGUGGGAAACCCAGAGCUCUGUUGAUUUCCUACCACAACCCAGUAGGGGCCUCUCUCUGCCAUGGGCUGGACAGCUUUUUGAGGAAGCCAUUCAGCUCCCACAGUUGAGCUCCCACAGGGCUUUAGGUGUCCAUUCCCUCUCAACUGCUUAGAGGCAGCUUUGAGCACAGCCUUCCUGGAAGGAAGCUAGGCAAGACCUGCCACACAGCGAAGGUUGGGUUUACAAGGGUGACAUUGGUACCCCCUUGGCCAAGAGUAAAGAAGAACAAGUCUAAGCCUUGCUUUUAUCUUAGUUGUCUGGGUGGUAGCAGAACUCAUCAGCUCCUUAUCCUCAGUCUGUUCCUCUAUAAAAGAUGAGAGAUGUUCACUGACUUUGUGCAGUGAGAAGGCAGCAAGUACUCACGGCUGGUGCUGUGGGACCUCACAGCUUCUAAGGAGAGGGGCUGGGAGGGCCUUUGCCAUCAGAUCUGCCAAGCACCUAAUGCUUGCCUGUGGUGAAGGCAAGAUGGACCAAGGGCCUUGGAGAAAAGGGCUCCCAGGCUUCUGAACUUUGAGGCCUCAGCACUUUCUGCAUUAUCGUCAAACUCUUUGGAAAGAAACCAAAUCAUUAAAAAGUAGAAAGAAAUCUGCCUCUUGUCUGCCCUACUGCCCCUUUACCCCCACUCUGUCCCCAAAUGAUAUUAUUGCACCUUGACCUGGGAGCGCAGAGAGGGGAGGGAGUUGGCAGAGACUUCUGGUGCCCUCUGCCCUCCUAGCAACAGAUGCCACUUAUAUUUUGGCCCCUGGCAGCCUCGCCCAGCCCCUGAUCAGCCCAGGCCUAGGGCAGUUAGGACCUUUCUGUUUAUUUUCUGAAGCAGAGAGAAUGAUCUCAGAGUUUGCAAAUGAAGCCUUUUUUGCACUUUCAUUCACAUGCACUUUGGUGGGGUUACAUUUUUGUACUUGCCUCUUGUGUGUGCACAUGUGUGUAUGUGUUCUUUAAGAGAAUCUUCUGGCUUAAGCUAAGGUGACUCUUGAAGGAGAAAAAGUUACAAACAAAAUGUGGUGUGAUCUGUCAGUGUAUCAAAACAACAUAAAUAAACUUGAACAACUGAUACGCA